Molecule: messenger RNA, 2804 nt
Organism: Prorocentrum cordatum
Lineage: Eukaryota; Dinophyceae; Prorocentrales; Prorocentraceae
Source: the annotation of a GenBank genome assembly
AUGGAUCUGGUCUACCCCCGACCUCUCGGCGCGGGCGGUCGACUUGUCAGAUCGGGCGGCCGUGGUGUCGAUGAUCCCGCUGCAGCGCAACUCGCCGUACCCCCCCAACUUGCAUGUGCACGGAUUUGACAACCCGAUUGACGCUCAGGACCUGGCGAGGAUCAGAGUGGAGGGUCGGGCGCUCGCGGAGAUCCUCGGAGCGCCCGUCGCCGCCGUGGCAGGUGCGGCUGUGCCCGACGGCGCCGUGCACAUGUACUCGGACCCGUCGUGCAAGUUCUUCGCGGAGGAGGUUGACGACAAUUUGCUGGGCUCAGAGGCGACGACCGUGGCGAGGGGCCCGGUCGCGCUUGUGAAGCGCGGCGACGAGUGGACGACGGCAGAGCGGGUCCCUCCGAGAGACCAGUUACGCUGGAUGCAGGAGAAGUUGUGCGGCGAGAGCAGAGAUUCGAGAUUGCUACCCUUGCAGCUGGAUCCGAACACGCAGACGCGCUCAACGACCUUGAGGGAGGCCGUCAAGUUACUGAAGCAGUCGAUGCAGGCCGACGGGUUCCCCUUCCAGAAGAGUCGUUCGAUCUUGGAGUUAGCCAAGGGAGUGGCGGCGUCUGGGCACAAGUUCGGCACGUACCACACUUUCUGGGUGAGAAGCAGCACGGUGGGAGAGCGCACGGCGGUCGCCAUCGAGCAUUUCCACCUGGUGAUGUUGCUGCACAUGAUGGUGUGUUAUGAUCAGUUGAACUUGCCUAACAUGGCCGCGGCGGAGUUCGCGUCGCGCUGGGUGCUGAUGAUCCAGCGGGCAGUGCGCCGUAAUCCUCGGGACCCCGAUUUUGAAGGCCUCGACUCGUUCAUGGCUCAUGCCUUCGAUGCCAGCGGAGGAGUGGUCACGACGCAGUUCGAUCAGGAGAUGGCCGAGAUGCGCAAGACUCAGGCCAUUAUCAUGAAGAGCGAUCGUUCGUUGAAGGAGGAGUCUGAGGCCGACUCGAAGCGCCAGAAGGACGGCAACCACAAGGACAAUAACAAGGACAAGAACAGCGACCCGAAAGGGACGAGCCGCGGGUUGCACCUGGACGUCGACGACGGCGCUCUCGUGCUGGACUCGGCGAGCCGGGACGUCUUUCCCCUUCCUUGUGUUGGAGAUCGGUGGGGCGCCCUCAAAAGCGUCCUUCGAGCUCUGAACGUCUACGACUUUUCCACGGACGACGCCGCCCGCAGGCCCUUUGAUGCCUCCCGCGUUCGGGUCGUUCGUGACGGCGGCGUUCACCCCAAGCCAGUCGGCGCAGUGGUCGGGCCUGACGCUCGGCCAAUGGCGGCUGAUCCCUGGAAUUGGAUCUUCAGGACUCCAACUGAUGAGAACAGGAUCGCAGCGGAGGCAACGGUGAAGCCCUACCUCGACCCCGUGCUGCGCGACCCACGCCACAUGAGCGCUCUCGUGAAUAAGCUGAACGACGCGGGGAUGCUGUCCUUUCGCCGCCGAGCGCGCUGCUUCGUGGGCGCCUUCACGGUGAUCAAGAAGGACGGGCACCACUUGAGGCUCGUUCUGGACUGCAGGCCCGCAAACGUUUUGCACCGCGAUCCUCCGGUCAGUCAGCUAGCGACGGCAUCGGCCUCGGCGGGCUUCGUGUUGAGGGACGAUAUGCACUUCUCGGGCGCGGACUUGACCGACGGUUACUUCCAGUUCGAGUUUGAGGAGGUCGCCGGCUACUUUUGCCUGGCCCACAAGGUGCGGGCGAGCGACUUCGGCGUCACGAAGGUCUUCGAUGACGAUCGUCGAUGCUGGGACUCGGUCGACUCCGACGAGAUGCUGUGGACGUGCGUGAAGGUUAUUCCGAUGGGCUGGACGUGGGCACUCUUUUUCUGCCAUUCCGCGCUGACCGACAUUCAGGUUUGUGCGGAGAUGAGGCGGCUUGGCAUCGAGGAUAGGGAGAUGGUGGACUCGCGAGUGCUUCGCGAUCGUCGACCGCCCCCCUUUCUCCAGCCCGGCCUUCCCAUCCUCGCGCCGUACGUGGACAACGCCUUCUUGAUCUGCUGGAACCGCGAGGACGCUUCAGAGUGCUUCCGAUACCUGUUGGAGGAGCUGAAGCGACGGGGUUUCGCGUGGCGGGUCGAGAUCUGCGCCGAGCGGGACGUCGUGCAGGUAGGGCUUCGGCUGCUGGGCGGAUCUCAGCCGUUCAUCCUGCACAAGACGGAGCGCACGUGGCGGUUGUACUACGCUCUUCAUUCUGCCAUUCGGUGUCGCCGCUUUUCGGAUCGGCGGGUACGACGCCUAGUGGGCCACCUGGUCAAUCAUUUUAUGCUGUUCCCGCCCUUCAUGUCUGUCUUGCACGAGGUGUGGCGCUGGCUCUCCGAGCACACGGAUCAGGUCGCAGAGCUGACCCCGGCAGUGAUUGGCGAGUUGCAGACAGCGGCGGGCCUUGUGCUCAUCACCCGACAUCGUGUUCGCCGGAAGACGGCGACUACGGUGUCUUGCUCCGACUCCAGCGGGGCGGGCUACGCGCUGCACGUCGGCCGGUUUUCAGAGCGGGAGGUGCUGGACGCGAUCAGGUGGCGGGAGCGCUGGCGAUUCAAGACCAUCGAGGAGUACACGCAGGACGACGCCACGGACUCCGACCCUUUCCCCAGCUCCAUCGCCGCGGACUCGACCUCGCUCGCCCCGGCCUUCGAGGAGGAGCUGGGCUUUGGCGAGGUGGGGCCAGCGGAGUUAACGACCUCUACGUGGAGCGCGGGCUCGUCGGCUGUGGCGUCGCGGCGGGCUACGCUGGGUGCCGACGCUCACGCCCUGCCGGAGCUCGCGGCGGUCUACUCUGACC